AUGGAAUCCCCUUCCACGUCCUCUACAAAAUGCAAGUGCCUCCCCCCAGACUUUACGCCGCUCGGGAAAGGCUGCAAACAACCCGACGAGUGCCUAGGCCCAGGGGGCGCUGGUAUCGGCGACUACUGUGAAAGUUGUUUUCACACUGCGAGGGAUUCGGCUGUGGAGAGGGAGGGUUCUGCCACGAAUGCGAGAGCGACCGGGCUCUUUAUGAUCGCCGAAAGGGCAAAGGACAGGUCUCCCGUGACCAGCGCCAGUUCCAACCCCGCGUCUGCAUCAACCUCCAGGCACACCGAGCGGGGGGAUCGACUACACAGUAACCCCGUCGCUUCCUACCGGCAACGCCCCCUCGCCCCCCACGAGCAGCCGAGCCAACCCCACAGCGACCCCAUCACUUUCUACCGGCACUCCGCGCCCCCGUCCAGCGACCAUGCCGGACAGGCAGACGAACCACACGGUGGCCCCAGCACCUCCCACCACCAACCCGCGCACCUCCCAACCACCAACCACACCUCGCCGGCGGCUCAGCUCUCCGGCGCGCCCACCACCGCCUACCAGCAACCCCCUGCCGUGCCCCCAACCACCGAUGACGCCGCCCCCCAAAAGCAACAACUCCCCUAUCCAGAACUCCAACCAAAACCACAACCGGACACCCCCCUCCCACCUCUAACGGCCCGGGAAGAGCCACCCCAAACGACAUACGACAACACCACCAACAACACCACCAACAACGACACCACCAACGACAACAGCCCCCCCAGCCUCUUCUUCCCAGCCCCCAGCGACGGUGUGGGUGUAGGUGUCGACAGCGUGCUUAGCGACCACCACCCGUGUGUCUGCCAGGGGACAUGGACGUGCCGGGCGGGGGGCCUGUGCGAGGAGACGAUUAUGUUUGUGGAGGGGGACUUGUGUAGCUUGUGUGAGAUCUUUGAGUGUGGGCGGUGGGACGAGCCGGGGAUGUGA
Chaetomium globosum CBS 148.51 is the source of this 963-nucleotide messenger RNA. RefSeq lists its product as uncharacterized. Bases 1 to 963 code for a protein of 320 amino acids. The transcript has 4 exons. Lineage: Eukaryota; Fungi; Ascomycota; Sordariomycetes; Sordariales; Chaetomiaceae. The record is from RefSeq and is a predicted model, not a curated record.